GACGGAUCUGAUCAUUUCCUGCCUGUAAACGAAAGUGAAAUUAAGUGUCGGGAUUUUAAAGGCAGAGUCGCCAUUUUAUCAAGAAACAUUUUAUCAAGAUUCUGGAAUAAUGUAAAGAUAUUCUGUUUCAAGAGGCCCCAGCAGGAAUCAUCUGGUCUGGAUCAGCAUAGAAAUGGAUGGAUCUGCUUCUGAAAUGUGCCCCCCUGUGGGGUGUAACAGAAAGAGCCCUGAGAGUGUCCUGAUGAAGAGAGCAGACUCCCCUGUACCCAGCUGUGUUUCCAUGAAGAGUGACUGGUCAGUGAAGCAACGAAUCAGAUUCUUUGAGGGAUCUUUUCCUACAGAUCAAAGUGUCCUGAUGAAGAGAGCAGACUCUCCUGUACCCAGCUGUGUUUCCAUGAAGAGUGACUGGUCAAUGGGCCCCCCAGAUAACUUCAGAGAGGGACCUUUUCCUACAGAUCAAAGUGUCCUGAUGAAGAGAGCAGACUCUCCUGUACCCAGCUGUGUUUCCAUGAAGAGUGACUGGUCAAUGGGCCCCCCAGAUAACUUCAGAGAGGGACCUUUUCCUACAGAUCAAAGAGACCAAAUGGAAGAAUGCAGUUCAGAUCUACAUGAUAAAUCUGGUUUAUCAUCCAUAUUGAAGUCACUAGAGGAAAAAGCCAUGAAGUUCCUAAAGGACGAGCUGAAGACGUUUGUGAGGUACCUAGAUCAGAAUUACCCAGAAUGCUCUGAGCCUCAGCUGGAGGAGGACAAUGACCUGGACAGUGAUGGUCAGAUGCAGAAGACCAGUGUUAGAGAGGUAGCUCUGAAGAUCACACUGUACAUCCUGAGGACCAUGAAGCAAGAUGAUCUUGCUGACCUGCUGGACAAGAGACAGCUCAUGCUACAGGAAAUCAAAUGUAAACUUAAGAAGCAAUUUGAGUGUGUAUUUGAAGGGAAAGCUAAGGAAGGACAGCCAACACUUCUCAGUGAGAUUUACACAGAACUCUACAUAACUGAAGGUGGGACUGGAUCAGUCAAUGAUGAACAUGAAGUGAGACAGAUUGAAACAGCAUCCAAGAAAAGGCGAACAGAAGAUACUACAGUCAAGUGCAAUGAUAUAUUUAAACCCUUAUGUGGGUGUGUGACACCUAUCAGAACUGUACUCACUAAAGGGGUGGCAGGUAUCGGGAAAACAGUUUCUGUGCAGAAAUUCAUUCUCGACUGGGCAGAAGGAAAAGCAAACCAGGAUGUUCACUUCAUAUUUGCUCUUCCUUUCCGGGACCUGAAUUUGAUUAAGGAGGAAUACAGUCUGAUUGAACUGCUUCACCACUUUGUCCCAGAACUGAAAUCAUUUCAAUCCACUUACCUGUUUAGGUACAAAGUCUUGUUCAUCUUUGAUGGUCUGGAUGAGUGUCGCCUUCCUCUGGAUUUUCAGAACAAUGAGAGCUGGUUUGAUGUAACAAAGAAAACGUCACUGGAUGUGCUGUUGACUAACCUCAUUAAGGGGAAUCUGCUCCCAUCCGCUCUCCUCUGGAUAACCUCCCGGCCAGCAGCAGCCAAUCAGAUACCUGCUAAGUGUGUCCACCAGGUGACAGAGAUACGAGGGUUCAGUGAUGCCCAGAAGGAGGAGUAUUUUAAGAAGAGAUUUAAUGAUCAGAGCCUGGUCAGCAGGAUUAUCACACAUGUGAAAUCAUCAAGGAGCCUCUUAAUCAUGUGCCACAUACCUGUGUUCUGCUGGAUUUCAGCCACUGUGCUUAAGAGGUUUUUUAGUGAGACUGACAGGGGAGAAAUUCCAAAGACUCUGACUGAAAUGUACACACACUUCCUGAUCUUUCAGACAAGUUUAAAAAAUGACAAGUAUAUGAAAAACCAUGAAACUAAACUUAAGGAAUACAGCAAGGAAUUCCUUUUAAAACUUGGUAAACUUGCUUUUGACAAUAUUGAGAAAGGCAAUCUCAUAUUUUAUGAGCAAGAUCUGACAGAGAAUGACAUUGAUGUCACUGAAGCUUCAGUUUACUCUGGAAUGUGCACAGAAGUCUUUAAAGAGGAGUAUGGGUUGUACCAGGAGAAGGUGUACUGCUUUGUGCAUCUGAGCAUCCAGGAGUAUCUCGCUGCUUUAUAUGUGUUUCUGUCAAACUCAUCAGCUGACCUGCUGAAGACUGCAGUGGAUCAGGCAUUAGAGAGCAAGAAUGGACACUUGGACCUCUACCUCCGCUUCCUCCUGGGCCUCUCAACAGACUCCAGUAAGACUCUGUUACAAAGGCUACUGGGACAGACAGGAAUCAGCUCACAUACCAUUAUGGAAACAGCCCAAUACAUCAAGGAGAAAAUACAGGAGAAUUUAUCUCCAGAAAGGACCAUCAACCUGUUCCACUGUCUGACUGAGCUGGGUGACAAUUCUCUAGUAGAGGAAGUACAAAGAUACCUGAAUUCAGGAAACAUUUCAGCAGAUGACCUCUCACCUGCACAGUACUCAGCUCUGGCCUUUGUGAUGCUGAUGUCAGAUGAGGAGCUGGAUGUGUUUGAUCUGAAGAAAUACAUCAGAUCAGAUGAAGAGCACUGCAGGCUGCUGCCUGUGGUCAAGAACUCCAGGACGGCUCUGCUGAACAGCUGUGAUCUCAUAGAUAAACACUGUGAAGUGCUGUGUUCAGCUCUAAGAUCAAACUCUUCCCCCCUGAGAGAACUGGACCUGAAUGACAAUAACCUGAAGGAUUCAGGAGUGAAGCUGCUCUCUGCUGCGCUGGGGGAUUUACACUGUAAACUGGAGAUACUGAGGCUGUCAGGCUGUAGAGUCACAGAAGAAGGCUGUUCUUCCCUGGCUUCAGCUCUGAAGUUAAACCCCUCACACCUGAGAGAGCUGGAUCUGAGCUACAAUCACCCAGGAGACUCAGGAGUGAAGCUGCUCUCUACUGUACUGGAGGAUCUCAGCUGUAAACUGGAGAAGCUGCAGGUGGACCGGUGUGAACUCAGAGAGAAAUGCUGUGAGUCACUGGCUUCAGCUCUCAGAUCAAACUCCUCACCCCUGAGAGAGCUGGACCUGAGUAACAAUGACCUGCAGGACUCAGGAGUGAAGAUGCUCUCUGCUGGACUGGGGGACUUACACUGUAAACUGGAGAUACUGAGGCUGUCAGGCUGUAGAGUCACAGAAGAAGGCUGUUCUUACCUGGCUUCAGCUCUGAGGUCAAACCCCUCACACCUGAGAGAGCUGGACCUGAGCUACAAUCACCCAGGAGAUUCAGGAGUGAAGCUACUCUCUGCUGUUCUGGAGGAUCUCAGCUGUAAACUGGAGAAGCUGCAGGUGGGCCGGUGUGAACUCACAGAGAAAUGCUGUGAGGCACUGGCUUCAGCUCUCAGAUCAAACUCCUCACCCCUGAGAGAGCUGGACCUGACUGACAAUGACCUGCAGGACUCAGGAGUGAAGCUGCUCUCUGCUGGACUGGGGAACUUACACUGUAAACUGGGGGUAGUGAGGCUGUCAGGCUGUAGAGUCACAGAAGAAGGCUGUUCUUCCCUGGCUUCAGCUCUGAGGUCAAACCCCUCACACCUGAGAGAGCUGGAUCUGAGCUACAAUCACCCAGGAGAUUCAGGAGUGAAGCUGAUCUCUGCUGUACUGGAGGAUCCCAGCUGUAAACUGGAGAAGCAGAAUGUGGAUCACGGUGGAGAGUGCAGGACCAGAGCAGGUUUACAGAAAUACUCCUGCCAGCUGACGCUGGAUCCCAACACAGCGAACAGAUUCCUGUCUCUGUCAGGGGGGAACAGGAAGGUGACAUGGGGGGCAGAGCAGCCAUAUCCUGAUCAUCCAGAGAGAUUUGACAUCUGGAGCCAAGUUCUGUGCAGAGAGAGUCUGACUGGCCGCUGUUACUGGGAGGCUGAGUGGGAUGGAGUUGCAGCCUGGAUAGGAGUGACUUAUAAAGGGAUUUGGAGGAAAGGAGGGAGGGACUGUCUGCUUGGAUACAAUAACAAGUCAUGGAUUCUGUGCUGUAAUACUGACAGUUACUCUGUCUGGCAUAAUAAGAAACAGACUCUCAUACCCAUACAGCCCUCAGGCUCCCGCAGAGUAGGAGUGUAUCUGGACUGGGGGGCUGGUGCUCUGUCCUUCUACAGAGUCUCCUCUGAUGGACUGACCCCCCUGCACAGAUUCACCUCCUCAUUCACUGAGUCCCUCUAUCCAGGGUUUUAUGUUGAUAGAAACUCCUCAGUGUCACUGUGAUGUGUUGCUGGUUCUCCUGGCAAAAAGGUAAAAUCUCUGCUUUUUAACCUUUAUGAUCCUUUUUACUCUGAAAUGUACAGAACUGUGCAAAAGUCUUAGGCAGGCAAAGAAAAUGAUGUUUAGAUUAUCCUCCUGUUGGUGUAAAACUAAAGUAUGAUAUUAUGCCCCAGUACCACUCGCUGGUUAUAUUAAUGCCAGUCCAGAUAAGAACCCGUUAUAUAUUUUUCUUAUUUCCUCUAAUCCUCUUCCAUUAACAUCUCUCUAGCUCAUACAUGUCAUUCUGCCAAUUUAACGUGAUGUCAUACUGAAUACAUUCCCAUCAGUCUCCGCAGCGCUAUAGUACUAGCGGUGUUUCCGCUUUUCUCCUGUCCCCAUGUAAACUCUCACCAACUUCCCCUUUGUAUGUAUCCCUCACUUUCCCCUUCUUUCACUACACCAAUCACCUGCUUUUCUACUCUGUCACACACAAUAUCUUCAGUCGUUACGCAUCUGCACGGCACGACCACGUACAUAUGCAGUCAGCGUCAGCACAACCACUCCGACCUCAUAGCGCACACAGACACAUAGGACACACACACACACACAAGCGCGUACAAGCUCGUUCAAACCUCAUUCAUCCGCAUGUGCAACAUUAGCUGCACACACCGGUCUAUGGGCACACUAAGGUUUGUCUCAUGGAAUGUGCAUGGAGCUGGCUCCAGAGAAAAGAGGUUAAAGAUUUUUGGCCAGCUUAAAAAACUACAGGCAGACGUUGUUUUAUUACAAGAGACUCAUAGACUUGCCAAAGCUACCGAUGAACUUAAAACACCUGAGUUUCCUAAUGUGCUCUCAGCCUGCUAUAACUCUAGGCAAAGAGGGGUAGCAAUUUUAAUUACAUAAAAAUGUCAAUUUCACAGUACUCAACACAAUUAUAGAUCCAGAGGGUAGAUUUAUCAUUAUUAAAUUAUACAUCCUUAACAAAAAGUUAUGUAUUGUUAGUGUAUAUGAUCCAAAUGUUGAUAACCCCUCAUUCUUCCACGUAUUAUUUACCGCACUCUCUGAACACCUAGAUUGUGCACUUGUUCUGGGGGGCGACCUCAACUUUGGACUAGAUAAAGAAAUGGACAGGCUCAGCACAGCUGCUCAGCGCAAUUGGGAAUCCAUAAAUAUAGUUAAACAGUACAUGAGCGACUACGGACUUUGCGAUGCAUGGCGUUCUCUUCACCCCACCCGUAGGGAAUAUACUUUCUUCUCACAUGUCCAUCACUCUUACUCUCGUCUGGAUUAUUUCCUAGUCAGUAGCUCACUGCUGAGUGACAUUUCAGACACAGAGAUACACCCUAUAGCUGUCAGCGAUCAUGCUCCUGUUUCUUUAACCCUAAUAAAUAGGAAGGCCAUUCCACCAAGUAGAAACUGGAGAUUUAAUGCAUCAUUGCUUAAAGAUGGAGACUUUAUUAACUAUUUUAAAAAAGAGUGGGCUUUAUAUUUAGACUAUAAUGACCUGCCUGGAACAUCAGCAUCUGUUCUCUGGGAAGCAGGCAAAGCUGUGAUGAGAGGUAAAAUAAUCUCAUUCUCAUCAUAUAAAAAGAAAAAAGAAAACAAGUGUAUCCAGGAAUUAGAAGAAACCAUCAAAUCCUUAGAAGAAGCCUACGUUUUGUCACGCCCGGCUCGUCCGCUCCUCAUGUGUGCCACGCCCCCUGAUUACCCACGUGUGCUUCCUUGAUCGUCCUCAGCUGUGUCCGAUUAUUUUGAUCAGUCUUGUCCAUUUAAGUCCUGGUCUUGCUUGUAUCCCUUGUCCGUAAUUGUGGUUAUGGUGUGGUCUGUUGGUGAUAGAUGUUCCUUGUUCCUGAAUCCCUGAAUAAACCCCGUAGUUUGCCCUGA
Brienomyrus brachyistius is the source of this 6049-nucleotide messenger RNA. RefSeq names its product NACHT, LRR and PYD domains-containing protein 12-like. Lineage: Eukaryota; Metazoa; Chordata; Actinopteri; Osteoglossiformes; Mormyridae. The record is from RefSeq and is a predicted model, not a curated record. Gene Ontology annotation, molecular function: protein binding. The transcript is spliced from 16 exons. The coding region runs from base 173 to 4189 and encodes 1338 amino acids.